GGUCGGCAAGGUGGGGGUGGCGAGCGUAGCAGCUAGCACCGGCAAGACCCCCGGCUCGGAGCAGCGGCGCUCGGUGUUUCCGCUGGCGGAGAGCUGAGGGCUGUCCGCUUCCUCGUGGUUCCCGCGCGGGUUACGAGUCCAGACCGCGGCGGGGGCCAACGGCCCCUCCCCUCCGAGGAUAGAAGAUGAGCUUCCUCUUCAGCAGCCGCUCUUCCAAAACGUUCAAACCAAAGAAGAAUAUCCCUGAGGGCUCUCAUCAGUAUGAACUCUUAAAACAUGCAGAAGCAACUCUGGGAAGUGGGAAUCUGAGACAAGCUGUUAUGUUACCAGAGGGAGAGGACCUCAAUGAAUGGAUUGCUGUUAACACUGUGGAUUUCUUCAACCAGAUCAACAUGUUAUAUGGGACUAUUACAGAAUUCUGCACUGAAGCAAGCUGUCCAGUCAUGUCUGCAGGUCCAAGAUAUGAAUAUCAUUGGGCAGAUGGUACCAAUAUUAAAAAGCCAAUCAAAUGUUCUGCUCCAAAAUACAUUGACUAUUUGAUGACUUGGGUUCAGGAUCAGCUUGAUGAUGAAACUCUUUUUCCUUCCAAGAUUGGUGUCCCGUUUCCCAAAAACUUUAUGUCUGUGGCGAAGACCAUUCUAAAGCGUCUGUUCCGGGUUUAUGCCCAUAUUUAUCACCAGCACUUUGAUUCUGUGAUGCAGCUGCAAGAGGAGGCCCACCUCAACACCUCCUUUAAGCACUUUAUCUUCUUUGUUCAGGAGUUUAAUCUGAUUGAUAGGCGUGAGUUGGCACCUCUUCAGGAAUUAAUUGAGAAGCUUGGAUCGAAAGACAGAUAAAUGUUUCUUCUAGAACACAGUUACCCUCUUGCUUCAUCUGCUAGAACUCUCUCAUUGCUCUCUGUUAUAGACUAGUGAUACAGACUUUUAAAGAACAGGAUUAAAAAGACACCUGUUGUUUGUGUCUACUGAUAAAAUUGUCCCAAAGGUAGGUUGGCCUAAUCCUUCAGUGAGAAAUUCAAGACACAGCUGAAUCUGAGGCACUGUGUGACCACUCCUGUUAUUGUCAGAGUCAUACUUGGUUGUAAUAUGUGAUGACUAACAUAAAGUCUAUUAGUUUACUUAUGCUUUUACUGAAGAAAAUGUGCUUCGGGUAGCAGCAUAAUGACUAUUGAGAAUUCCCACCAAUAAUUUAUUAACAGGUUUCCAGAGCAAAUUACCUAAUAAUGCAUUCAGAUCUGUUUUAUUCUGCUUUUAUUUACACAUAGAAGAGAUAUUUUUAAGUUUCCUUAAGAUUUAGAACAUUUGUGUGUUACUUUGGAUAACCUUUUAGUUUGAAGUUUGUAUGCUAGUGUUUUUAUAGAUAAGAAUAUAUAUAUAUAUAUAUAUAUAUAUAUGUUUAUUUUUUCAAAAUUCAUGAUUGCAUUUUAAAUCCUCAUAUGACCUGUGUGGUUGGUAUGGGAGUAACCAGAGUUAUUUCUAAAAUGACUUUAUUUUUUAAUCUUUAUUUGGGAUUUUAUUCACAUAAACCUAUCUAAAUUUUUAGGAGUGUGUAUAUCACAAAUAAUUUUCUUAAGGCAUGUAAGGGUAGUCUUUUACAUUUUUAUUUUGAAAUGCUUCAUUCAGAUUAAUUUGAAUAGGUAGCUUUUGGCUGAGAAAAAGACUGCAAAAAAUUAUAACAAAUUUAGGUCUCAGAACCACUAUUUUCAUUCAUGUUGUUUUUCAGAGGCCUUGAAAUUCUGGAUAGGAGAAUGGAAGAAAGUACUCAGAGUACUUGAUUAUUUUCUUUUGAGUGUCCUUUAAAAAAAAAAAAAAAGAAUUACUUCUAUAUGUUUUUGUUGUGACUUGAGACUUAAUUAAGAGUAGUGUAGAAAUACUUAAUCUUUAUCCCAAUAAGGAUAAAACUUAAGGAAGACCAUAAUAAAAAACCUUGAAGGUGUACACAUCUUAUUUUAUAACACAGCUUAGUUUGGUGUGCUGUGUGUGUGUUUGUGUGUGUGUGUGUGUGUGUGUGUGUGUGUGUGUGUGUGUUGAAGGGAAACAAAAUGGGAGGAAUAAGUAAAAAAUCUUACUUCAUUCUGUUCGUAGUCCAAGGAUGGAUUGAGUCCCCAUAGGUUUAAUCCUGUUUUAAUUGUUUUUGUAUCAAAACUUGAAAUUCUUCUAUUGGGAUAAAAAGAAUCUUCCCCUUUAGUGAAAUAAAAGCCGUUAGGUUUCUA
Lynx canadensis (Canada lynx) is the source of this 2212-nucleotide messenger RNA. RefSeq names its product MOB kinase activator 1A (gene MOB1A). The record is from RefSeq and is a predicted model, not a curated record. NCBI's taxonomy places the organism in Eukaryota, Metazoa, Chordata, Mammalia, Carnivora, Felidae. Gene Ontology annotation, cellular component: nucleus; cytoplasm. The transcript has 6 exons. Gene Ontology annotation, molecular function: protein kinase activator activity. Gene Ontology annotation, biological process: positive regulation of protein phosphorylation; hippo signaling. Bases 186 to 836 code for a protein of 216 amino acids.